Molecule: messenger RNA, 3773 nt
Organism: Nerophis lumbriciformis (worm pipefish)
Lineage: Eukaryota; Metazoa; Chordata; Actinopteri; Syngnathiformes; Syngnathidae
Source: RefSeq, a predicted model, not a curated record
ACAUGUGCGUACUCGACGCAACUUCCUGGCAGAUUGACAGCUUCGCAGUAGCAGUAGUUGUGUGAUACGCCAGUCAAGCUGAGGCUACUUCACAGCUUUUCUAAUAAUUUGAUUUUAUCCACGAUGUUUUACUCCGGGAGCUCCCCCUUCGUAGUUUAAUAGCAUCCGGGGUGCCGGAGAGUGGCACAGACGCUCGGAACAAAAGUAAGAAGGACGCCCAAAGUGCGUGUUUGAUGGCGGCUGGGGAUGGAGCCCAGCUGCCGGCCACAGUCGCGGCCAGUCGGAGUGUGGAGAAAGCCCUGGAGGACGCCGCCGCCAGCGGGGCUCUCAACUUGGCCAACCGAAAACUGAAGGAGUUCCCGCGGAGUGCCAGGAACUACGACCUGUCCGACAUUACCCACGCAGAUCUGUCCAAGAAUCGUCUAUGUGAGCUUCCAGAGGAGCUUGGUCAGUUCAUUUCUUUAGAAACGCUGAGUCUCUACCACAAUGGUAUGCGUUCACUGUCCUCCUGCCUGGGCAACCUCCAGGCCCUUACCUACCUCAAUCUCAGCCGAAAUCUUCUGUCCAGUUUAUCUCCGUCAGUGUUUGAGCUUCCUCUUCUGCGGGUGCUCAUCAUCAGCAACAACAAGCUGUCUUCAUUGCCCGCCUCCAUAUUCUCCCUCACACAUCUCCGACAGCUGGACGUGAGCUGCAAUGAGCUGCAGUGUUUACCCGUUGAGCUGGGCCAGCUGGAGUGUCUCCGGGACUUAAACCUGAGGAGAAACCAGCUCACUGCUUUACCUGAGGAGAUCUCAGAACUACCGCUUGUCCGCCUUGAUGUGUCCUGCAAUCGCAUCACCCGGGUGCCCUUGUGCUACCGCCACCUGCGGCACCUUCAAAGCAUCUUGCUGGACAACAACCCGCUGCAGAUGCCCCCGGCACAAACCUGCUCCAAGGGCAAGUACCACAUCUUUAAGUAUCUCAACAUGGAGGCCUGCAAGAGGAGUCAGGAAGAGCUGGAGAGACACUUGAGGCCCACAGGCUUCAACAGCUGUUUGUCAGACCAGGAGCUGUUCACAAGUCAGUUUGGAGGCUUGGACUCUGGUUUUAAUAGCGUUGAUAGCGGCAGCAAAAGAUGGUCUGGAAAUGAAUCAGCAGAUGACUUCUCAGAGCGUUCCCUCCGCAUGUCUGAGGUCAGCAGAGACCAGAGAAACCUGGAGGAGGAGGAGGAGGAGGAGGAGGAAGUCUCUCCUUUAGACGCUAGCAAUGUCAAUGGCCAACCUGAGCAGAUGGACUUCAACAGCACCGUGACAGAGAAAGAGGACGACGAGAUGAAGACAGACCUACCAACGCCUUCUCUUGCGACACGCCCACUUCAGCUGAAGGGGAGAGCGUCGCCGUCCCACAAUAACGACUCCACAGUAUGCCGGUGUGUAACUUUUUAUCACUUUCCCACAGUUUCAUGCUUGUGUUCCAAGGUCACAGUCAUUUCGCACAAGGAGGUUGCUCUGCACUCGUCAGCCUCCCCAUCACCGCUGUCCCCAUCCAGCCCCACCAUGGAGGAACGGCGCCAGCCGGGUUCGCUGCUCAUCUGGCAGGAGCGAGAGCGACUACAGCAGCAGCAGCAGGGGGAGAAGGCCAGUUUGCUGAAGUCACUCAGCAAAACAGGAAGUCUUGUGGCCUCUGCACCUCUGACAGGAAAUGGCUCAGAUGGUCCGUCGCCAGAUAGCAGCCCACCCCACCGUGGACCCCAACUGAGAUGUGCAAGCACUGAACACCUCGUGUGUUCAUCAACACUUCUUCAGCGCUCCAGAAGCAGGACAGAGGGACUGUCCUCCCCAAAGACGUCUCCUCCGCCUGCAGAGAGCCAGAAACCCAACAGCUUCCUGUUCCGUACGUCCUCUCGCAGCAAUGUCAGGCCUGCGGGUGUGUCUUCCUUUGAGUCUCGCAUCACAAUUCGUUCGUCUAAAGAAGAAAGCGCGGAUGUCGCGCAGCUCCGCAAAACGCUGGAGACACGGCUAAAGAUCACCCUGUCGGAGGACCUGGGGGAGGUGCUGUCCAACGGCACUGUCCUUUGUCAGCUGGUCAACAGCAUCCGAGCUCGCUCUGUGUCCAUCAUUCACAUUCCAUCCCCUGCAGUGCCAAAACUGAGCUCAGCCAAGAGUCGACUCAACGUGGAACACUUUCUCGCUGCGUGUCGCAAGCUGGGCGUCCCCGAGAUGGACAUGUGUGUGUGCUCUGAUGUGCUUCUAUCUAAGCUGCCCAAUGUGCUGCAAUGUGUCAAGGCCUUGCUGGCCCUGGAGGAGGGGGGCCUGGACAAGCACUCCCUGCCUUCGUCCUCCUCGUUGCUGUCCACAGAUUUCCUGCUCUUCUACUGUGUGGCCAUGGUGCUGCUCUACGUUCUCUACUGCUACGUGCUCACUUAAGCUACAUCCCAUAAUAAUAGCAAUCAGGACAGCAGUGUGAGUGUGCAGCAGGAAAUGCAAAGCAAGGAAACGCUACACUGGAACAUUUCAGGUUAGCACCUAAAUAGUCUCGCCAAGCCUCCACACCACAAGUUCUUUGAAACAUCUGACCACUUCACACAUGUAAAUGACACACUACAGGUCACUAGUACAGGUCCAACAUAUCUUACCAUUUUCCAUUUAUAGUUUGUUUUUCUUAAUUGCAAAAAAACAAUUUCAGACAGGCAAUGUUAUUCAAAACAUUUUUAUUUUUUUUUGCGAGAAAACAAGAACGCCAUGUGCGUGUCUGUAUGCUGACAUGAAGCAACUGUGAAUGUCUACGUUAUCAUUUUGAACCUUCUAGAUGUGUGUCUAAACUCCAAAAUCAACGGAUGCAGGGGACCAUUUUGUUACGUUUAUUUAUAUUCAGUUUUGUAAAAAGGCGCACAAAAGGUCAACAUUUCAGCUUUUUCUAUUUACAUUGUGCCUUUUCCCCUAAGUUUUGCUUUUAUAUUUUUUUUGUGCAAUAAGGCGCAAAUGGCCCCCCGCCUCGCACUUAGGACACCACUGUUCUAGAACUCAACUAACACGCACCACUUUGACCCUGUUCUGCUUCAUGCGAGCAGCAGGGGGCAGUGUUGCUGCAUCAAAGGCCCAACAUGGUUUGAAAGUCUAUUUUUGGGGGGCCAAACUAAAAAGGUACAAACCACGCACGUGUACAUAUAUGUAUAUAUUUAUAUAUACAUACAUACUUACAUAUGUUUUUUUAUGGUUACCAGGUGACGUUGUAAAAAUGUAAACAGGUGAUUAAAUUAUGUAUUUUCUUUUUAUUUAUUUUGAGUGUUUUUUCCACACAGGUAAGAGGGCUACUAUGAUAGAUAAAAGGUUGAAGCUUACAAGUGACAGGGAAAUUAUUCAAGCUUAAAAUAAGAAAAUAUGAUUUCCCGGAAGCUUAUUGACUGUUUCUACUUGACACUCGUGUCUGCCUUAUUGCACAUAAACAGUUAAAAAGAACUUUAUGAAAAUAUUUGUGUUCCUUAAGAGAAUUCUAGGGCCUUGACACGAAGUAAACGUUGAUUUCCUGCAUUUGUCACAGUAGCUUAAAUGUUUUUCAGCUGCUGUUUUUCUACCGGCAUGCAAUUUGCAUUGAAAUAGUUUGAAUAAAUACAGAUGUAUAUUUUAUCUUUACAAAACCAAACCUAACGCUGGUUUUUGCAGUGUCCACAGAGCCGAUAUACACUUUAGUGACAUUUUGUACAUGACGCUCUGGGUUUUUCAAGUUGACGUCAAUUUGAUUUGUUUGCCUCUCCUCUUCCUGCUGUAAAGACUUUUAUUAAAAGCAACUUUGAC